GUCAAAGCAAUUCAUGUGUGCUGUCAUGCUGAUACCCACCCACGUAACGAAUAUGAUUAUGUUCCAUAGCAACAGAGAGUGACAACACAAUCAUUUAGGAAGAGAGGCUCUACAGGAAUUGAUCAAGGAAGAGGGAAAUGUGUGCAGCAAAGGAACUUCCAACUUUAGCUGGCUCUAGAUAUAAGAUAAGGAAGAGAGACAAAAAGAAAAAGUAUGCAUUAGAGGAAGAGCAUGGAGUUAGAUAUGAGACAAAGAAUACAGAUGAAAAAGCCUUGAGUGAGUUUGACACAAAAACAAUGGAUCCUCUUCCAACUUCAAGUACAAGUAAAGUUAAAAACGAUACAAAGACAGAUGAAAAAGCCAAGAGUGAGUUUAGCACGCCAGUAAAGGAGCCACUGCCAGUUUUAAAUGUACCUUAUAAAUUUAAGACAAGGAAGAGAGACGAAAAAGUCAAGUAUGACGCUGAAUCAUUUGCUGAUACUGUCAUUAGUAAACUGAACGAGACUGAUGGAUCACCAGAAGCACUCUCCACUGUUUUAGCUAAAGAAGGAGAGACGCUGGACUAUCGUCGUUAUGCUGAGUCGUUAUUGGAGAUAUUAAUAGCUGGUGGUAUCCUUGCCCCCGGGGGAAAGGUGGAGUCAGACCAGCCCUCAUCAUUCUGUGUGUUCUUAGCCACACCCACCGUCACUGGCUUGAAACUAUACCUGCAAGUUCUCACUAAUCUAUUACGUAGGUAUCGUUACCUUCAAAAGCAAGUUAAAGACACCAUCAGUAAAGUUAUCAAUUAUUUAAAAGCUUUCACUGAACGUCAGAGACAAUGUCUUGCCAUAUACACAGCAUUGUGUAUUACUGAAGGAAUUCUUACUCAAGAUGUUAUUAAUAAUUUAUUUUUAAACGUUCUCUGUGCUGAACACUUAAUGAAGGAGGACCUCGGCCUAUCGUUCACAAUAGUCUUGUUUCGUACUUGGAUUGAAGAGAAAGGAAUCAUUAAUGUAGGAUCAGUAUUGAGGAAGACUAAACUGGAGAAUCAACUACUGAAUAUUUUGCCUCUCUCAAGAAGAACUGAGGAAACUUUUGACAAACACUUCACUGAAGCUGGUCUCCAUGAACUAGUGACGUUUAGAAAAGCUCAACAAAAUAUUAGAAUAAAGAAAAAACUGAAGGGAGAAAUUGAUGAUUAUCUUGAGAAUGAGACGGAGUCCUCCAUUAUCAUUGAUCACAUUCAAGAGGUGCUGGAAUCCUCCACACUAACUGAAGUACAUACAGUGACACUGCUCUGGAAGAGUGUGAUGGAUACUGGGGACUGGAGCAAAGUGGAGGGACAAUCACUCAUUGACCAGCUGGAGAAGCACCUUGAGAAAUAUUCGUCUCUUUUUUAUCCGUUUUGUGAGCGUGGUACCCCACAGCUGAUGCUCAUGAGAGAGAUACAGAGCUAUUGUGCCAAAUCUCCAGUUUUUAUUAACCUAUUCCCUAGAAUAAUAUUAAAUUUUUAUAAAAAGGAUCUGAUAUCUGAACAGGCCAUACUGAAGUGGCAUGAAGAUGCUUUCCUCCCUGAUAAAAAAGAUACUUUUCUAUCACAGAUGAAUAAAAUGGUUGAAUGGCUGAAGACAGCAGAUGAAGAAUCUGAUGAUGAUCAUCAUGGUCAGUAAUAAUUAUUGAAGACUCAAACUGUUGAAGUUCAUGUAUUUUGUUUAUUAAUUAUUAUUUAUCAUAACCAGAUAAUUAAUGAUGUACUUUUAAAUAUAAAUUUUGUCUAUUAAAGGCACAUUUGUUGCAUUGCAUCCCA
Messenger RNA from Amphimedon queenslandica, 1786 nucleotides. Its product is annotated as basic leucine zipper and W2 domain-containing protein 1-like. Gene Ontology annotation, cellular component: cytoplasm; membrane. The transcript has 13 exons. NCBI's taxonomy places the organism in Eukaryota, Metazoa, Porifera, Demospongiae, Haplosclerida, Niphatidae. Gene Ontology annotation, molecular function: protein binding. The coding region runs from base 138 to 1649 and encodes 503 amino acids. The record is from RefSeq and is a predicted model, not a curated record.